AUGGCCCAGCCGGAUUUUGCCUACAGACCAUCAGCCAUGUCCAACGGACCGUGGAACUCGACGCGGAGUUCAAUGUACAACGAUACAUUUCCGCCUGCCGGAGGGUUUGAGAAUGGCUACUACCGUUCAUCUAGUGUGUCAACAUACUCUCCCGGAGCCAGUAGUUACAACCUCCCGAUUGGGACCAAUCCUCACGCAGCUGCUGCCGCUGCCGCCCCUGCGUACGGAUCAUCAAGGCCAGCAUCUGGAACAUACGGCACCAGUGGUGCCGGUGGUUAUGGCUCGUACAAGGGUACGGCCUCAGCCUCCCAGGCCUGGGAUCAUCAGGAAAGAUAUUCCCCGACGGACUCAGUCGACGACAUCAUCGCCUCUCCGAAUCUCUCUGAUUACUCACUCGAGAAUGGAACGGGUGCGACGCCUCCAAACAAGGGAGGCAAAGUGAGUGGGAAGGGUCGGCCUCAACGUCGACCAUCGAACCGGGACGAAUUCGACGGGCCGCAUCAGUUUCUCGCCCGCCCGCCCCCCGAGUACAUCGCCAUGCAAGAACGCGAACUGCCGCACCUUCCGACGAACUUGCAUGUCCAAGAGCAGGAUCUGGUUUUGACACAGGUUAACGACCGGCUCUCUCAGUGCGCCUAUGACUUCGUUGCGAAAUACCAGUUCCCCAUCCCCUUGACGCAGGACAUGAGGCCUGUAGAGCGACCUCAAGACAGGGAAUGGACGGAAUGGGUCUAUCUUUUAAAGCGCUUGGCAACCAAACGCCGCAUCCCGGCUCGUGUUCUGUACAACGGUCAGAUCAAGCAGUUCGUCACGAUUCUCGAGAACUCGCUAGAGAUGCGACACGCAGCCAAGCACCAGAGCCGCCCACUAAAGGACGACCGCAACAUCUUACAGCUCAUUUCGGCGGGUAUCCAGGUGGCCAAGAUCCUAAAGGACGCAAGCGCCAUGGACUAUCUCGACCGACUAUACGUUUCUACGGAGAAGCAGAUUCAGGAUCGCGCGGCAACACGAUUCAGAACCUGA
Messenger RNA from Colletotrichum aenigma, 1023 nucleotides. RefSeq lists its product as uncharacterized. Bases 1 to 1023 code for a protein of 340 amino acids. NCBI's taxonomy places the organism in Eukaryota, Fungi, Ascomycota, Sordariomycetes, Glomerellales, Glomerellaceae. The transcript has 3 exons. The record is from RefSeq and is a predicted model, not a curated record.